Molecule: messenger RNA, 393 nt
Organism: Ostertagia ostertagi
Lineage: Eukaryota; Metazoa; Nematoda; Chromadorea; Rhabditida; Trichostrongylidae
Source: the annotation of a GenBank genome assembly
AUGCCGGAUACUGAAAUCUCAUCUUCUGCUGUUAAUGCGGCUUGCUCGGAUUCGAAGGAAUCAGAGUCGAUCAAGGAGUCAACGUCACUAGGCGCAGAUUCCAAGGGCGCGGAUGUCACUGAUGAAGGUGUAAAGGAAAAGAAAGAGGAAAAGGGCAAUGGAUUGAUUGACAACAUAGACAUCAGUAGAGAGGCGCGUAACCGUGUGAAACUGUACGUUCUAUGCGAUCAGAGAGUCUGGGAUGAUCGUGGGACGGGUCAUGUGGCUUGUGUUCAGAUUCCAGAUCAGCAAGGCUUUGUUAUUAUUGUCAGGCUAGAAUCUGCCACUAGCGGAGCAGAUAAAAAUGUGCUGGAGUCGAAAAUCCUAAUGGACACUGUCUAUCAGAAGCAACAA